Molecule: messenger RNA, 1470 nt
Organism: Cajanus cajan (pigeon pea)
Lineage: Eukaryota; Viridiplantae; Streptophyta; Magnoliopsida; Fabales; Fabaceae
Gene: PGGT-I
Product: Prenyltransferase family protein
Biological process (GO): protein geranylgeranylation
Cellular component (GO): CAAX-protein geranylgeranyltransferase complex
Molecular function (GO): CAAX-protein geranylgeranyltransferase activity
Source: RefSeq, a predicted model, not a curated record
AAAAACCCACCAAACUUUACCAAGCAGAGGAUGGUGUAUUUAAAAAGAGUGCGUUAAGCGUUUAUCGUUUCCGAUUCCGAAUUCACAGCAAUGAUGAAUUCGACAGAAGAAGAGUGUUGUGGCCGCGAGAAGAUGGAAAAAGACGUUCAUGUCACGUUUCUUGAGUUGAUGUACUAUUUGCUCCCAUCUCCCUACGAAUCCCAAGAGAUCAACCACCUUACUCUCGCUUACUUUGUCAUCUCUGGACUCGACAUCCUCAACUCUCUCCACUCAGUUGCCAAGGAUGCUGUUGUCAGUUGGGUUUUGUCCUUCCAAGCUCAACCUGGUGCCAAUGCUGAUCUCAAUGAUGGACAAUUCUAUGGCUUUCAUGGGUCCAGAACCUCACAGUUUCCUCCAGAUGAGAAUGGAGUUUUGAUUCACAACAACAGUCACUUGGCAAGUACUUAUUGUGCCGUUGCCAUAUUGAAAAUUGUUGGUUAUGAAUUGUCCAAUCUUGAUUCAGAAUCAAUUGUGACUUCUAUGAGGAACCUUCAACAGCCUGAUGGAAGUAUAUGGUUGGUUCUGCAGGUUUAUGUCAAAAUUUACACCCCGAAUGAUAUGCUUGAGUGGAAUUACUUCUUAUUCCUUAACUUUCUGAUCUAUGUUGGCAGUUUCAUUCCUAUUCACACUGGAGGCGAAACAGAUCUUAGGUUUGUGUAUUGUGCUGCUGCCAUCUGUUUCAUGCUCGAUAACUGGAGUGGCAUGGACAAGGAGAAAGCCAAGGAUUUCAUAUUACGUUGCCAGUCUUAUGAUGGUGGCUUUGGAUUAGUUCCUGGUGCAGAAUCUCAUGGAGGUGCAACUUACUGUGCUAUUGCAUCUCUCCGAUUAAUGGGAUUCAUCGAAGAUAAUAUACUCUCAAGUCGUACUGCAGCUUCUUUGAUAGAUGUGCCAUUGCUUCUUGACUGGAUCUUGCAGAGGCAGGGAACUGAUGGUGGAUUUCAAGGUAGACCAAAUAAAUCUAGUGACACAUGUUAUGCAUUUUGGAUUGGAGCUGUUUUAAGGAUUCUAGGGGGCUGCAAUUUUGUUGACAAUAAGGCCCUACGUGGAUUUUUGAUUUCUUGUCAAUAUAAGUAUGGCGGUUUCAGCAAAUCACCUGGAGAGUUUCCUGAUCUGUACCACUCAUUCUAUGGAUUUACUGCUUUCAGCCUGUUGGAAGAAUCUGGCUUGAGAUCUCUUUGUUCUGAACUAGGAAUUACUGAAAAUGCUGCAACGGGACUCUAGCUUAGAAUUAUAAAUGGAUGCUUUUAUUUUUGGGUACACCAUUUAUACCUAACACUUCUUGCAAAUUAUAUGAAGUUCUCAGAACUAAUCCACCCUUAAUGGACUUUUCUUUUGAAUUCUUUUUCAAAUUCAGGUGGAGUGUAAAUUUUAAAUUUCAUUGUAUUGUAUAUUGUAUUUGUGUGCAUAAUUCAGGUUAUUAGGUUUCUUCUA